Molecule: messenger RNA, 1512 nt
Organism: Torulaspora delbrueckii
Lineage: Eukaryota; Fungi; Ascomycota; Saccharomycetes; Saccharomycetales; Saccharomycetaceae
Gene: PBI1
Product: Pbi1p
Exons: 1
Coding region: 1-1512 (503 amino acids)
Molecular function (GO): N-acetyltransferase activity
Source: RefSeq, a predicted model, not a curated record
AUGUCGUUCAGAUCAUUAGGCGGAUUUGAAAAGAAGAUUCUUUCACAAUCUUUAGAAGGCCAUCGUAAUGGUGUUGUAUUUGGUGCGAUGUACUCGACCACUCCAGAAGAGUGGUCCGACGAUGCUACACUUCUUACCUACAAGGAUUCAAGAUUGAAUCUGUCCUUACUUUCAAGAACUUUAGCGAAAAUGAUCUCUGACCAUGUAGAGCUCUUUACUACUAUCAACGAAAAACUUGAAUUUGCUCCAGUGAAGGAGAUCAAAGCCGAAGAAGUGAUUAAUGCGGUAACUUUUGGUAGUUAUAAGGAUGAAUUUGUCAAUUGCCGUUUCGGCGCGCCUCCAUACUUACUUCGUCACAUCUUCAACCAGACCACUUUUCAACCUGGUUCCGGCAACGUUCUAUGGCAGAUUUAUGUCGUUGAUGAAACUUUGGUGGUAUUCCAUGGGCAUGAUGUUUUGUUCGAUAUCUUUUCUGCUGCUAAUUUCCACAAAAUAUUCUUACAGACGCUGAAUAGCAUCUCCAAGAGUGGCAGUAAAUUGUCUACGAUAUUCAAGCUUGAAAAAGCAGUUCUUCCGCCAUUCCCCAAAUCAAUUUACGACAAUGCAAAGCUUCGUUUGCCCGCUAAGGCCGCUGAUUUGUUCAAUCUACAGACUCAGUCGUUCUUCAAGUCGUUGUACUUUAACGCCGUGAAGAAACCACUUGACUACAUCAAUUCCAACCCACCCCAGCAGUUGAAAGAGUAUAGGACACGUUACGCGGACAUUUUGAGAACCGAUAACAAUUUAUGCGGUACUACGAUUUUUGGUAGAAUCCUCCCCAAGAGAUUGGAGUCCUUAGAUUGUAUCUUCAAGCAGCAGAAUAUUUGCCUAAAGAGCUUCGUCUGUGGUAUCACUAUGUUAUGUCUAAAACCAAUAGUGAAGAACUACACUGGAAGUAUCACAUUUUGUGUACCAGUUGAUUUGAGAUCGUCGUUGGAGGCGUCAUCGGAAUUUGGUAUGUUCUAUAAGGAUAUCAGGGUUGAGUGCCCUCUCUCGCUUAUCGACGACAAGAAUUUCAACUCUCUGACUGUCUAUAAUGGGUAUGAUUCAAGCGCCGUCAAGAUGCCUGAGAAGGACCCUGGGUACAAGGAACAGCUGUUGGAAUAUCAGUUUAAGCAAGUCACAGAUCAUGUUGUUGCUGCGUUAAGACAAAGGAUGAAAGCGUGGGAGAAAUUUGGUUUCAAUGAUGAUGAUAUCAAGAGAAUGAAAUUUGGUUCUGACGAUACGGCUACCAACACUAAAUUAAUUCAAAUCAACGAUGUUUCUGACAUCCCUGUCGACGCUCACGAGGAUAUCUCUGGCAAGUUUCACAUGAGAGAGCUAAAUAUGACCCAGAGUCUAAAGCCUGGUCAGCUCAUGUCUCUGUCAUACACGCACAGCGAGAAAGGACUUGACAUAUGUAUUCACUAUCCGGAUGGUUACAAUAUGGAAUCAUUCGUAGAGUGUUUCCAGUCGUUUAUCGAAGACGCAUAG